Danio rerio (zebrafish) is the source of this 1093-nucleotide messenger RNA. RefSeq names its product O-6-methylguanine-DNA methyltransferase (gene mgmt). Gene Ontology annotation, cellular component: nucleus. The record is from RefSeq and is marked validated. Lineage: Eukaryota; Metazoa; Chordata; Actinopteri; Cypriniformes; Danionidae. Gene Ontology annotation, molecular function: catalytic activity; DNA binding; methyltransferase activity. Gene Ontology annotation, biological process: regulation of DNA-templated transcription; animal gross anatomical part developmental process; DNA repair.
UUGUCGUGGCAAGUUUUCCAAGCAGGAAGUUACAUCGGGAACAGGUUUUCAGAAACAUUCAACAAUUCUCUGCUUUAAUUAUUCGCUGUAAACGUUUUGUGAUGUCUGCCAGCGGUGCUUGUGUGCUGUGUGCUGUGACUCUCACCUCUCCGGUGGGGGAAAUCCUGCUGCGCGGCUGUGAGAAGGGAGUUCACACCAUUGACAUCAAACUGAACACAGACAAGGAGGAGAGUGUCUCCUGUUGUAGUGUCCACCCUGUUGUCCUGUCAGAGAUGAGCUCUGAGCUGCAGCGUUGUGUUGACUGGCUUCAAUGCUACUUCAUGAACCCAGAGUCCAUCAGUGCUCUUCCUCUGCCUGCCUUACAUCAUCCGCUAAUGCAGAGCGACUCUUUUAAAGCACAGGUGCUGAAAACUCUGUUGAAGGAAGUGGGAGUUGGUAAAACAGUCUCCUACAAGCAGCUUGCUGAAAUGAUUGGGAACCCAAACGCUGUGCGAGCAGUGGGCUCAGCCAUGAAGCAAAACCCUGUCCCGUUAAUAGUGCCAUGUCACCGAGUGCUGCUCAGUUCAGGACACACUGGAUCAUACAUGGGAGGAAAGGGAGACGAUAUUAAAGUCUGGUUGCUCACUCAUGAGAGAAAAGCAGUGGAGCUUAAUCCAUCGCAGAGUGGAAAAUCCAUCUGAUGGUCCACACAAACUGUUGCACACAAAAUGCUGCCUCCAUGCUUGUUCACAGCUUUUGUUUUUGAGAUUUGAUUUCUGUAUUGAUUGGACCAUUUCUUUUUAACUUAAUAGAUAAAAUUGUUACCUUUGUUCUAGAAUUAUUCGUUUUAGAGGAAUGUGUUUGCAAUUGUGAUUUUGUUGUGGUUAGAUUAGUUCAAGUUGUGAUUGUCAGUGUUCUUUUGACAAUGUUAAAAUGUGAUUUGAAAAGUCAUUUUACGAACAAGCUGAUUAAUCCAAAGGAUUAUUGAAAAAUUAUACUAAAAGAAAUAUUUUUAUGGGAUCUGUUGCAGAAAUUUUGUUUUUUGCAGUUCUUUUGUAUUUUUGUAUUUUAGAGUUAUAAAAAAGAUUAAACAAAUAAACAACUAUGUAAAAUC